This is a messenger RNA of Impatiens glandulifera, 1035 nucleotides long. RefSeq lists its product as uncharacterized. NCBI's taxonomy places the organism in Eukaryota, Viridiplantae, Streptophyta, Magnoliopsida, Ericales, Balsaminaceae. The coding region runs from base 67 to 909 and encodes 280 amino acids. The transcript has 4 exons. The record is from RefSeq and is a predicted model, not a curated record.
UAAACUUGUGGCGUUGAAGAACCCAACGAGCAGUAGCUAUAUGUCCAGAGAAGCACCGCCAUAGCCAUGGCUUCUCCCCUGCUUCUUCUUAGAACCACCACGACCUCUCUCUAUCCUCGCCACAACCCUUCUUUCACCAUCAUCAAAGCUACAACAAAAAUGAGCCAAAUUAGCGACCAGGCUCAAUCCACUGGAUCCGAAAAGAAGAAAAUCUUCGUUGCAGGUGCGACCGGAGAGACCGGAAAGCGAAUAGUACAGCAGCUCCUGGCAAAGGGUUUCAACGUCAAAGCCGGCGUUCGCAACAUUGAAAAAGCCAAAACCACAUUUCCUCAAUCCGAUUUCAUUGAAUUCGUGAAAGCGGAUGUAACAGAUGGAUCAACAAAGUUAGCUGAAGCAAUUGGUAAUGAUUCAGAUGCUGUCAUAUGCGCAACUGGUUUUCGCCCUUCCUUCGAUUUGUCAGCUCCAUGGAGGGUUGACAAUUUUGGGACAGUAAACUUGGUAGAUGCAUGUGGUAAACAGGGUAUAAAGAGAUUCAUUCUUAUAAGUUCUAUAUUAGUCAAUGGAGCUGCAAUGGGUCAAGUGUUGAAUCCAGCUUACAUAUUUCUGAAUGUAUUUGGAUUAACAUUGGUGGCUAAGCUUCAAGCCGAGAAGUAUAUAAGGAAGUCUGGUAUCAAUUACACGAUUGUUAGGCCGGGUGGAUUGAAGAACGACCCACCAGUUGGGAACAUAGUUAUGGAACCCGAGGAUACUCUUUUUACGGGCAGUAUAUCUAGGGAUCAGGUUGCUGAAGUUGCUGUUGAGGCGUUGAUUCUUCCUGAAUCUUCUUAUAAGGUUGUCGAGAUUGUUGCUCGAACCGAUGCUCCUAACAAGCCAUUCCAUCAAUUGUUUGGCUCAAUCAAGCAGCACUAAAAGUUUCUUAGUUAACUUGUUCAUUAUCUUUGAAUAAAUACAUUAUUGUAAUAAGAACAAAAUACAUUAUUGUGCUUUUUUCAGUACUAAUUUAUAUUUACUAAAAUGAAGGAAACAAAAUUGGAA